This is a messenger RNA of Nicotiana attenuata, 2241 nucleotides long. RefSeq lists its product as uncharacterized. Bases 1 to 2241 code for a protein of 746 amino acids. NCBI's taxonomy places the organism in Eukaryota, Viridiplantae, Streptophyta, Magnoliopsida, Solanales, Solanaceae. The record is from RefSeq and is a predicted model, not a curated record. The transcript has 4 exons.
AUGCAGACCACGACUGUUCCGGACUUUCGGGCUCGCUUUGAGGCUAUUGCCAAUGAAUCAGUUCGUUUGCCAGAGGGGUGUCGUGCUUUCGCUCAGACCCAACCUUUUUUACCUAACCCCACUGGACCAACUUCAAUUGCUGUCUCUAAGCCUACUGCUUCUUCAUCACAUUUACCAAAAAUCCCUUUCAAGCGGUUGUCCACCACUGAACUCCAAUCCAGGCGUGAGAAAGGAUUAUGUUACAAUUGUGAUGAAAAAUACACCCCCAACCAUAAAUGUAAAGCACUUCCCCAGUUACUCCUCCUUGAAAAUUCGUCUGAUUUUGAGUUACCUGAGUCAUUCUCACCGGAGGAUUUCAUUGCUGAAGAACUUCAGUGCUUAGAAGUUCAGGAUCAUUCUGCUAUCUCAUACCACGCCUUGGCCGGUGGUAGUUCUGCUACAACUCUUCGAUUCGAUGGCCAUGUACGGGGUUCGCCGGUGAAGGUGCUUGUGGAUGGUGGAAGCACACAUAAUUUUUUCCAAACCCGUGUGGCUAAGUUUCUCAAUCUGCCUGUGGAAGCUAUAAAGCCUUUUGCAGUAAUGGUUGGCAGCGGUCAGCGCCUUCGUUGUGAGGGCGUAGCCCGUCAAACACCAAUAGUGAUCCACAAUGGUGAACUGCUAUUGGACCUCUAUGUCUUGUCUAUGCAAGGGGCGGAUAUUGCUUUGGGCGUUACGUGGUUAGGAUCAGUGGGUCCAAUCUUGACUGAUUACUCGGCUCGUACGAUGGAAUUUUUUUAUCAAGGCCAAAAGUUCAGCUGGCUUGGAGAACCACCAGUUGAAGCCCAACCAGUCCAGUUACAAACAUUACGACGCCUAUCAGAGGUUGAGGCUGUUUCCUCUUAUUUUUGUUUAAUGAUGAUCACAACUGAUGACUCGGGACUUCCUUCUCUGCCACCGGAUUUACAGUCCCUUUUGGAGGAAUUUGAAGAUAAGAAAACAAUGGAGAAAUUAGUUUCUGAUAUGCUUGCCGAGGGAAUUAUCCGUCCCAGCACCAGUCCAUUCUCGUCCCCUGUUCUGCUCGUGCGGAAGAAGGAUGGUACGUGGCGAUUUUGUGUGGAUUAUCGGGCCUUAAAUGCCAUAACUGUGAAGGAUAGGUUUCCCAUUCCGACUAUUGAUGAAUUUUUUGAUGAAUUACAUGGUGCGACUUACUUCUCAAAGUUGGAUUUAUUAUCCGGCUAUCAUCAAAUCAGGGUUCGACUUGAGAAUGUUGAGAAGACUGCAUUUCGGACUCAUGAAGGGCAUUAUGAGUUUCUAGUAAUGCCGUUUGGUUUAACAAAUGCACCGUCCACUUUCCAAGCUACAAUGAAUUCUGUUUUUCGCCCUUUCCUUCGUCUCUUUGUCUUGGUUCUCUUUGACGAUAUUUUGGUCUAUAGUCGGACAUGGAAUGACCAUUUACAACACUUGACUCAAGUUUUCCAGCGGCUCCGCGAACAUAAACUAGUGGCUAAGCGUUCCAAAUGCAUGUUUGCGCAACCUCAAGUUGACUAUCUUGGUCAUGUGAUUACUGAGCAAGGUUUGGCUGUGGACCCUACAAAAAUUUCAGCUCUUAUACAGUGGCCAACUCCUAAGGGUGUUAAGGGUAAAGAAUCAUUUUCCUGGGGUGACUCUGCCCAGCAAGCCUUUGAUUGUUUGAAAAAGAAGCUUAGUUGUACCCCGGUUCUAGCUUUACCAGACUUCACUCAGGAAUUUCAUGCGGAAACAGAUGCAUCAGGAGUUGGAGUUGGAGCUGUCCUUUCCCAAAAGGGCCAUCCUAUAGCCUAUUAUAGUCAGAAAUUGUGUCCAAGAAUGCAGCGUGCUUCAACAUAUCACAGGGAAAUGUAUGCCAUUACGCAGGCGGUGAGGAAAUGGCGACAAUACUUGCUGGGAAGACGAUUUACCAUUAUCACUGACCAACAGUCACUCAAAAAUCUCACUGACCAACUCAUUCAAACACCGGAGCAGCAAAAGUGGCUUGGGAAGUUAGUGGGGUUUGAUUUUCGUAUAGUUUACCGGCCGGGCAAGAUGAACAAAGCAGCUGAUGUAUUAUCUAGGCCACCUGAAGGCUCCUUACUAGCCAUAAUCGCUAGUAAAUUUGAUUGGGUAGAUGCACUUCGUGAGGCUACCAAGACACACUCUGAAAUGGUUACCAUCAGACAAAGCAUUGAAUUGCAACCUGAGAAUUAUGCUGACUAUGUAUUCCGCGAAGGCCUUUUAUUCUUUUAA